Uranotaenia lowii is the source of this 1165-nucleotide messenger RNA. Its product is annotated as JNK1/MAPK8-associated membrane protein. Gene Ontology annotation, molecular function: ubiquitin protein ligase binding. Gene Ontology annotation, biological process: response to unfolded protein. Bases 120 to 1013 code for a protein of 297 amino acids. The record is from RefSeq and is a predicted model, not a curated record. Gene Ontology annotation, cellular component: membrane. NCBI's taxonomy places the organism in Eukaryota, Metazoa, Arthropoda, Insecta, Diptera, Culicidae. The transcript has 3 exons.
CAAAACGCGGACGAAAACAAACGUACCAAAACAAAUAAGUUUUUAAAGGAAAAAAAGGAUAAAAUCCAGGAUUUCGUGGCGAUUUCGUCGAAAAAUUGUGUUCCAACAUCGAGGAAACCAUGCUGAAAACCGUGGACAAAUGUCCCGGUCAAUACUGCGGUCGAACCCUGCUGGAGAACUCUUCGUUCAGCGAGUGUGGAGCCUGUUUGCGUGGAUUCCGGGUCAAUGAACAGUAUCAGUGUGCCCCGUGCGAAAAACCUCUCCGGGAGGAAGACUGGCUGUAUCUGGGGUUUAUGGCUAUUUUGCCGCUCAUCAUCCACUGGUUCUGCAUAGACUUGAAUGCUCAGCAGCGUAAAUUUUCCCGUGGGGAGCUGAUACUGCACGCCAGUGCUUGCGUGGAGGUUUUACUUUCAGCUUUCUUAACCAUCCUGUUUACCGAUCCUAUCUGGGAGCUGCGAAUCAACUCCUGUGGGGUGCAGAAACUGUCCGAUUGGUACACCCUGUUCCACAAUCCGGCUCCGAACUAUGACACCACACUCUACUGUACGCAGGAAGCGGUCUAUCCGCUGCAAACGAUGAUCUUUGUAUUUUACUUGUUCUGCGUUACGUUCAUGAUGAUUAUCCGACCGGCGCUGAAUGUAAAGUUUCUGCCAUUCCGUGGAAAGAUGGCCGUAUAUUACGCACUUUACAUUUUCCCGAUUUUGUCUUUGCUGCACGCUGUUGCUGGUGGAUUAAUAUAUUACGCCUUCCCGUACUUGAGCAUCGUAAUAUCGGUAGUUUCUAAUGCACUACACUUUUCCAUUAAGUUAGAUCAAACGAUGAAAUCGUUACUGGAAACAUCUGUUACCCAAAUGAGAAAUGUUACCAUCAUCCUCGGUCACUGGUUGCUGCUAGCAUAUGGAAUCAUUUCGAUACCCUACCACAUUUCAUACUUUUCGUUACUGUUGGUUCCGGUUCCGGCUUUGUUUUACAUUUUCACCGCCAAGUACACGCAUCCGGAUAAUUUUAAGUGAACUCAAUUUAGCUAGUACCUUACAAAUUUUCCUUCUUUGGGAUUACACUUGAAGAUGAUCUAAAGGUUCUCCAAUCGAUUUAGUGAUAUUAUUCCUAGUUACUCUUAAGCUUUAUGAUAAAGUUGGACUGAAACAAGAAACAUGUUAAUCAU